Messenger RNA from Drosophila grimshawi, 1582 nucleotides. Its product is annotated as zinc finger C4H2 domain-containing protein. Bases 156 to 1196 code for a protein of 346 amino acids. Lineage: Eukaryota; Metazoa; Arthropoda; Insecta; Diptera; Drosophilidae. The transcript has a single exon. Gene Ontology annotation, biological process: positive regulation of neuron differentiation. The record is from RefSeq and is a predicted model, not a curated record. Gene Ontology annotation, cellular component: nucleus.
AAUAUAAAUACAAAUUUCAAUUCAAAAUUGAGCUAGCGAGAUUUUCGCAUUUGAAUAAACCAAAACUUCCGCAGCAAUAAAGAAGGGUGGGAAAUCAAGUCAAAGUGCAUCGAAGACGCAGCGCGUUAAAAAUAAACCAAUAAAAGGCAUACAAAAUGGCCACCAGCGAGAUUUCCAGCUCCAACGAGCGGCAUUAUUAUGCCAAGCUGGAGGCAAUCAAGGAUAUCAGGGACAAGACACUGGCGCUGGAGAAACUCAAGGUGCGCAUCAUCAAGGAGGUGAAGCUGAGCGACGACGAGGAGAAGUGCCUCGAUGAAUACCGCAAAGAAAUGGAGCAUCUGCUCGAGGAGAAGAUGUCGCACGUGGAAGAGCUGCGCCAGAUCCAUGCUGACAUCAACGACAUGGAGAACAUCAUCAAGCAGACGAAGGAGAACCAGACGCGCUCCUUCGACAUGGCCAAUCGGGUCUACGAGGAAUAUCUCGCCCUCAAAUAUCAAAUCGAUCACAUGCGUCGCGACUAUCUCGGAUUGAGUCCGUUGCGUGACCUGCACGAGGAGGAGGGCAGCCCCAUUUCGAAAGAUCGCUUCCAGACCAACUUUCUCAAAGUUGCCGCCCAAUCGGCGGCAGCGGCAGCAGCAGCAGCAGCCGCCGCAGCAGCAGCAGCUGCCGGCGGCGCACAGCCCACAUCCUUGGCCCGUCCGCAUGCCCGUCAUCCGCUGAUGGCUGAGGCAACGGUCACCGCCAUGCCACCAAAUGCAGCCGGUGGCGCUGGCGGCAUGGCCGGCACGGGCAGCGGCGGCCAGACGAUGCCAAGCGGCGGUGGUGGUGGCGUUGGUGGUGCCGGUGGCGGUGGUCCUGGUCAUGCCUUCAUGCCGCCGGCACCGCCGGGCGGAGCUGGCAGUGUUGCUGCUGCUGCUGCUGCGGUGGCUGCAGCGCGUCUGGGCAAGAGCGAUUUUUCGGCACCGCCGCCACCGCCGCCAAGCACAAAUCGCUUGCAGCAAUCGCCAUCGAUUGGGAUUGGACAUCAUCCGUCGUUUCGCUCCGAUUUCAAUGUGAAUCUGCGUCAACAGCCACCGCCGAUGAAGUCCUGUUUGUCCUGCCACCAGCAGAUCCAUCGUAAUGCCCCCAUUUGUCCCCUUUGCAAGGCAAAGUCGCGUUCCCGCAAUCCCAAGAAGCCCAAAAAGAAGAACAACUAAUCACACAACACCCAACAAUUCUCUCAGUGUAAAUGUUUAAGCAUGUUUCAUUUAAGUCACAUUUUUGCCACCCUUUUUUUUUUUGGUUUCUUACAUAUUUAUUUAUUAUUCAUAUUAUUAUUAACCCAACGAAAGUAUUACCUUUUUGUCUCACAUUAACCAUUAGCGUGUAAGCUUCAGCUAAUUAUUAUAUUAAUAAUAAUAAUAUUGUUCUCGUCUUUUCUGUCAUCUAUGCUAGUUUGUUUGUUCUAUCAGUUUAAGUUAAUGUUCUACAUUUAAGCCUAAAUAAGUCCAUAUAUCGUGUGUCAAAUUAUGUCUAAUUACCUUUUUAAUAUGUACACGUAAGCAUUCAAAUAGUGAAUCAAUAAUAACAACAUUUUUUCCAA